GCGAGGGGCUACGGAGCUCUGACAGCCCCGGCUCCCGCCGCCCCCCCACCACCACCCCGGGCCCGGCGCGGCGUGGAGUGGGGCAGUGCGGGAGGAUCCGCCGCGGCGCUGCUCCAAAAUGCACAGGACCACCAGGAUAAAGAUCACCGAGCUCAACCCCCACCUGAUGUGCGCCUUGUGCGGCGGCUACUUCAUAGACGCCACCACCAUCGUGGAGUGUCUGCACUCCUUCUGCAAAACCUGCAUUGUUCGCUACCUGGAGACGAACAAGUACUGCCCCAUGUGUGAUGUCCAAGUGCACAAAACCAGACCCCUCCUCAGCAUCAGGUCGGACAAAACCCUACAGGACAUUGUGUACAAACUGGUCCCGGGGCUUUUCAAAGAUGAGAUGAAGAGGCGGCGCGACUUCUACGCAGCCUACCCCAUGGCAGAGGUUCCCAAUGGGUCCAACGAAGAUCGCGGGGAAGUCUCCGAGCAGGACAAGGGGAACCUGACGGACGAUGAGAUCGUCAGCCUGUCCAUAGAGUUUUAUGAAGGGUCGAGAGAGGAGAAGAAAGGGACGGUCGAGAACGGGGACCUGGAGAAGGAGAAGCAACGCCUCUCCCCCCGGCCCCCUCCCGCUGCGUCCCCAGAAGAACGGGGUACGGUUCCUGCGCUGUCCCGCCGCCAUGACCGUCAUGCACCUGGCCAAGUUCCUCCGCAACAAGAUGGACGUGCCCAGCAAGUACAAGGUGGAAGUCCUCUACGAAGACGAGCCCCUGAAGGAGUAUUACACCCUGAUGGACAUCGCCUACAUCUAUCCCUGGAGGAGGAACGGGCCCCUGCCGCUGAAAUACCGUGUCCAACCCACCUGCAAGCGGCUCAAGCUGUCCCAGCCGGCCACCUCCGAGUGCACCAACACCAGCGGCGCCUCCGAGUGCGAAUCGGUCAGCGACAAAGCCCACAGCCCCGCCACGCUGCCUGCCACCUCCUCCUCCCUGCCCAGCCCCGGCACCCCGUCCCACGGUUCGCCCAGCUCCACUGCCGGCAGCGGUCCCGCCGGCACCGGCACCGUGCUCAACGGCACCUCGAACUGCCACCCGCUGCCACCCACCGCCAACCGGUGCCGCAAAACGACUGUCAAUGGCAGCACGGCCUCCGCCUUGACCUAAACGACGACCAAACAGGGACUCCUGGCUGGGUUUUAUAUAUCUAUAUAUAUUAUAUAUAUACAUAUAUAAAUAUAUAUGUGUACAUAGGGAGAAAAAAAAUUAUACAUACUUAUUUUCUAUUGAUUGACCAGAUUAAUUUAAAAUGCAAAUAAGACACAUAAAUGUGGUUGAAUAUUUUUAAAUGAUUUUUUUUUUUUUUUUUUUUUUAAUUUUAACUUAAUGUAAGCUGCAUGCCGGAGCUGGGAGCCACGCAGGCGCUGCCGCCUUCCUUGCUCGUUUUUCUCUAACGCUUUUCACUCUCCUCCCCAUCCCUCUCCCCUCGCGCCUGCUCGGAGCGAGACGGGGCCGUGAGCGGGGACUCCCGGCUGCACAGGUAAGGGCCAAGCACAGGUAAGGGCCAAGCACAGACGCCAAAAACUGCCCCCCCCCCCCCAGCAACGCCAUGCCCUGAUUUUUGUUUUUCCUUUUUUUUAUGUUCAUUUGGGGGUUUUUUUGGCACCAGGUUUGAUAACGUGGUGCCUGUGGCCAGCUGGGACCAGCGCGUGGUCCGUUUGUCGGCAUCGAGCAUCACUUGCCGGCGUUGCCCCCCCCGGCUUUGCCUUGCCAUGCACGUUUCUGUUUCUUUAUCUGCUUUCCCUGUGUGGUCUCUGGAUGGUGUUUCAGGCUCUGAUCUAGCAAAGCCUCACACAAACGUUUCCCUUUACGCACAGUAAGUAGGUUCUUUUCUUCCCUCCCCCCCCCCGCAAACUUAAAAAAAUGAUGCGGUGAAGGGCCAGCCGUACUGGGGGUAGGAGCACAAGCCCCGCUGAAUAUUGGUUUCUGCUUUCCAAGGGAGCUGCCACCUCCCCGGGGCUGACGGAGGGCGCUGGGUGCCAACGGCUCCGGGCACCACCGGGAAAUUUUGGCUGGGGGCAUCUAAACCGGUGGGGGCUGCUUUGGCAGCGCUGGGUGAGUCUGCGUGGGACCCAGGGGCUCCAAAUGCUGCUGCCCUGCCCGAGCGAUGGGGGCGCGGGACCCCCACGUCGCUGGCUCCCCAAUCACCUCCAUGGCUUCAACGCCACAUUUCAGAGCAUUUCUUUUUUCGUUCCCUCCCCCGUCCUUCCUACCUUGUCCUGUCCCCACAUUGGGUUUUUAAAAAAAUAAAAGAAAAAAAAAUAAAGACUACAGUGCCUUUAGCCAGGAGGCUUCGGUGAGGGGCGAGAGUGGGAAGGUGCUGCCGUGUUUCGGGCGGGAGCGAAGCGGUACCGGCGGCACCGGCUGUCCGCACGCUCCGGGGAAGGGACCAACUUUCUACAUUGACACAAAAAAGCACACGAGCCCCGGGAAACGCAGACCCCGGGGGUUUCUUUCCCAACCUUUCUGGGGAAAGGGACGAAUGACAAAAAAUAAGCAAGUGCCUGCAGCGCCCGGACAGCACCCCACGGCCAGGCAGCGGCUGCGGCCGCCCGCGACGGCACGGUGAGAACCAAAGGAAAGCGGCACGGGAAUUGUAUGAACAGCCCGACUCCAAAGGUCAGGAAACAUGGGAUGUUGUUAUUGUAUUUUUAAAUUUUUUUUUAAAUUUUUUUUUUAAAGCACUGCACCCCCAUCACGGACUCGACAGCGGCACCUUCGCUAUAGCACAGCCCCGGGCUCCGCUGCCCCCCGGGCACUGGGGAUGGGGCCCGGGAAGGGUCCCCACGGGGCCCCUUUUGUUUCUCUCUUCCCCAUCCCCGGGCUGGGGCUGGAUGAGGAGCUCGAAGCGUGUCGGGGGGGCUCCAUUUGUCUCGACUUUGACACCCCUUUUCUCCUUGUAAAUAGGCCACAAUGGACCGAGGGAGGCAGCUGAAGUGCCUCGGUCUGGGGUUUG
This is a messenger RNA of Grus americana (Whooping crane), 3000 nucleotides long. RefSeq names its product polycomb group ring finger 2 (gene PCGF2). Gene Ontology annotation, cellular component: PRC1 complex. Lineage: Eukaryota; Metazoa; Chordata; Aves; Gruiformes; Gruidae. Gene Ontology annotation, biological process: negative regulation of transcription by RNA polymerase II. Gene Ontology annotation, molecular function: promoter-specific chromatin binding. The coding region runs from base 119 to 1303 and encodes 394 amino acids. The transcript has 10 exons. The record is from RefSeq and is a predicted model, not a curated record.